UUAUGACAUAACAGGUCAUUAUUAAGUGGUUGUCCUCCAUUAAACAUUUCUAUCAAAAAGUCAUCUGGGUAGUGGUUGGUGAUCUAAAUUAUUUCUUGGGUAGGUUCCAUAAGGACCAUAACUCUAAGGAUGUACCAAGUUGGUCAUAGAUGUGUAUUAUUGGUUUGUCAUAAUUCGUGGUUGUCCUUACCAACACAAAGAUUAUAACUCCGGAUGCAAAAUACAUGUAUGAGAUUAGUGGAGGGCGGUCUUUGUUUCAAUUUAUGUCAGUUUAGAUUGGAAUGGUUUUUUAUGCUAUAAUUUCGGUAGACUACAAUGGGACGAGAAUCAAGAAAAUUAGUAAACGCAUGACAGAAUUUCAGAAAAAUAUGAUAACCAAGGGUACACAUCAACUCUCUGUUAGACAAAUAGUCGUUGUUUGCAAUUGAUAGCCUUCAACUCCUACUAGUCUUGUCAGCGAAAAUGCCAGACAUCCUGGGUGGUGGUGCACACACUGUAAGAUCCCAUGGAGUUGCCGUGGCAAAAAUACAUAUGCAUGAUUGGCUGAUUUUGUUGCUUCUUGUGGUGAUUGAGGUCGGUUUGAACAUCAUAGAACCAUUCCACCGCUUUGUGGGAGAGGAAAUGAUGACAGACCUCAAAUACCCGUUGAAAGGCAAUACCAUUCCCUUUUGGGCUGUUCCAAUUAUUGCAAUAUUGUUGCCUUUCGUUAUCUUUCUUAUUUACUACUUCAUCAAAAAGGAUGUUUAUGAUUUGCACCAUGCCAUAUUGGGCCUUCUGUUUUCUGUACUUAUUACUGGAGUUAUAACUGAUGCAAUCAAAGAUGCUGUUGGUCGUCCACGUCCAGAUUUCUUUUGGCGUUGUUUCCCUGAUGGCAAACCGGCAUUUUAUCCUACUAUCGCAGGCAAUUCCACAGCCAAUGUCUCAGGGGACGUUAUGUGUAGUGGAAUAAAGAGUGUCAUUAAGGAAGGAUACAAAAGUUUCCCAAGUGGGCAUACAUCUUGGUCCUUCGCAGGUCUUGGCUUUCUUGCUUGGUAUUUGUCUGGAAAAGUCAGGGCAUUUGAUCGUAGGGGCCAUGUUGCAAAACUCUGUAUCAUUUUCCUGCCACUACUAGUUGCUGCUCUGGUUGGAGUUUCUCGAGUAGAUGAUUAUUGGCAUCACUGGCAAGAUGUUUUUGCUGGAGGACUUUUAGGGACUACUAUUGCUUCAUUUUGUUACUUGCAAUUCUUUCCGCCUCCAUAUGAUAUAGAUGGUUGGGGUCCUCAUGCAUAUUUUCAGAUGCUGGCAGAAUCCGGAAAUGGCAAUCGAUCCUCAGCCACCAACGUAAAUCAUGCAAAUGUGCACCAAUCAGAACUUCAAAGUAUAUAUAUCCAACCUCAACAUGGUUAAACAUAAAGAGUUGAUACCUGAGACUCAAGCCCUAUGUUUACUUUGGGAAAAGGUAGGGGAGAGAGGCUUGGGCUGCAGAGAAGAAAUAGACAAUACUAGAUGUCCGUAUUCUUCAAGAUUAAUAGGAUGUGUGAAUUACAGCAGCAGUAUAUGAACUUUGAACUUUUACCAUGGAACUAACAUCAACUGUCCUCAUUCCUUUAUUUAUUUUUAGUUUUCUUGGCUGUCCACUGGUUCAUCUGUUCUUUCGGUUAUGACCGGAUUCCAGAUUGGGCAACACACGAUUUGUUACCUCUCAAACAACACAAUUUUGAUGUAUAGUUUAGUGAUUGCUUGGACAAACUUCUGGGCAUUAUAUUGGGAUAAAUCAUAAUAUCUUUGCAUGUUGGUUCUGUAAAGUGAAGUACUAAUUUCAAGAUUUGAAAAUUGAUGAUGUUAGUGAAAUAUGGAGUUUAUAAUC
Quercus robur (English oak) is the source of this 1846-nucleotide messenger RNA. Its product is annotated as lipid phosphate phosphatase 2-like. The transcript has 8 exons. The record is from RefSeq and is a predicted model, not a curated record. Gene Ontology annotation, molecular function: phosphatidate phosphatase activity. Bases 463 to 1386 code for a protein of 307 amino acids. Gene Ontology annotation, biological process: phospholipid metabolic process. Lineage: Eukaryota; Viridiplantae; Streptophyta; Magnoliopsida; Fagales; Fagaceae.